AUGAGCCAAACGACCAUCCCUUAUUCAGGCGCCAAGACCUUACCCACUAAACACAGCUUAUCCCUCGCCACGAGGGACAAACGCUCAGUCCAAACCCUGACACGGCUUAACACAGGUGCCUCAAUUCCCGCCAUUGGCUUCGGAACGUUUCAGGAUCCAGAUGCCCAGGAGGAAGCCGUAUCGCGAGCUCUCAAAGCUGGCCUGCGCCUCAUCGACACUGCACGGGUGUACGAUGUGGAAAAGCAGGUUGGAAGAGGUAUCAAGAAAAGUGGGAUUUCACGCGAAGACAUCUUCCUCGGAACAAAGCUGUGGUGCAAUGAUUUUCAUCCCGAUGAUGUAGAAAGGACUCUGGAUGCAUCACUGACGGAUCUUGAUACGCCGUAUGUCGACCUUCUCAUGAUGCACUACCCCUGUACUUUCGCGAGGGGCGAAGAGCGGUUUCCCAGAGACGCCAACGGUAAAAUGAUCCAUGGCAAAACGACGUUUGUGGAUACUUGGAAGGCUAUGGAGAAGCUUGUCAAGACAGGCAAGACAAGAGCUAUUGGCGUCUCCAACUUUAGCAAAGCAGAGCUUGAGACAAUCAUUGGAGAGUGCUCGGUUGUGCCGGCUGUUCACCAAAUGGAGGUCCAUCCUUACCUGCAGCAGAAGAGUUUCAACCAGUGGCUUCGCUCGCAGGGUAUUCAUGUCGUGCAGUUCAGUCCUCUGGGUAACAUGAAUGACUUCUAUCGCGCCACGGGAUGGAGUAAGGAAGUCUCUCACAUGAAGAGGGUCAUUGAUCAGCCUCUUCUCCAGGACCUUGGGCGCAAGUACGGCAAGAGCGCAGUCCAAAUCGUGUUGGCGUGGGGUGUUAGCAACGGACGCUCCGUUAUUCCGAAGAGCACCAUCGACUGGCAGAUCAAGGAAAAUGUCGAGGCUGACUUCCAGCUGGACGCCGAGGACAUCAAGGCGAUUGAGGAGCUGGAUAUCAAGGCGCGGUUCAAUGACCCUAGUCUCGACUACCAGUGGAGGCUGUACGCGGACCUUGAAGGCAUUGAGGGAACAAAGGACGGGCGAACUCAUUGA
This is a messenger RNA of Fusarium vanettenii 77-13-4, 1062 nucleotides long. RefSeq lists its product as uncharacterized. The record is from RefSeq and is a predicted model, not a curated record. Lineage: Eukaryota; Fungi; Ascomycota; Sordariomycetes; Hypocreales; Nectriaceae. The transcript has 3 exons. Gene Ontology annotation, molecular function: aldose reductase (NADPH) activity. Gene Ontology annotation, cellular component: cytosol. Bases 1 to 1062 code for a protein of 353 amino acids.